UCACCAUGCCUUCAGAACUCUCUGAUGCCUUCAAAUCCAUGCCUGCCAAUCUCUACAAGAAACAAUUAGACCUGAACUCAAUCCAAGAAUUGCCCGAUUCGCACGCAUGGGCGUCUCUCGGCGAGCACCCUUGCGUGGACUCUUUAAUUGCAGAAUCAGUGCCGGUUAUUGAUCUGAGUGACCCCAAUGCAUUAACACUUGUGGGCGAUGCAUGUAAGAGUUGGGGUGUGUUUCAAGUCAUCAACCAUGGCAUCCCCAUCAGCCUUCUUGAAGCCAUUGAGGAUGCUAGCAGGAACCUUUUCGCAUUGCCUGCUGAGCAAAAACUCAAGGCUACUCGCCCGCCUGAUGGCUUCUCCGGCUUCGGCCAACCCCGGAUUGCUCCGUUCUUUGCCAAGCAAAUGUGGUAUGAAGGCUUCACCGUCCUCGGAUCGCCUCUCGAGCUUGUUUCCAAACUUUGGCCUGAAGAAUACUGCACCAAGUUCUGUGAAGUUACUGAAGAAUAUGACAAACAGAUGAAGCAGCUAGCAAAUAAGCUCCUCUGGCUCCUGCUUGGCUCACUGGGAAUCAACAAAGAAGAUGUAGAAUGGGCUGGUCCAGAAGGUCAGUUAGAAGGGGCACAUGCUGCCUUGCAGUUGAACUCUUACCCAGCUUGUCCACAGCCGGACAAGGCCAUGGGUCUUGCCGAGCACACUGACUCCUCCCUCCUCACCAUCCUUUACCAGGGCAGCACCAGUGGUCUCCAAGUCGUCCUAGAAGGCAGUGGAUGGAUCACAGUUCCUCCUCUCCCUGGUGCGCUUGUCGUCAAUAUCGGCGACCUCCUCCAUAUACUAUCCAACGCUGCAUUUCCCAGUGUCCUCCACCGUGCCAUGGUUAACAACUCCAAGCAGCGUAUCUCCGUCGCCUAUUUCUAUGGACCACCGGCGACCAUUCCAGUGGCGCCCAUCCCAAAAUUAGUUGACUCCAGUCACCCUCCUGUCUACCGCUCAGUUACAUGGAGUGAGUUCCUUGCUACCAAGGCAAAGCAUUUCAACAAGGCUCUUUCAUUAGUUAGGAUGCCUGUGCCGGAAACGGAUUCAUCGGAGUAAACCAUCUAGUUUCGUUUUGUUUGGCCAUGUCGUGUAGGACUCUCAUUGUUUGGAUGAUUUGUGGUGGUAAUAAGAGAGUGAUGAAGAAAUGGUUUUGUUCC
Vitis vinifera (wine grape) is the source of this 1186-nucleotide messenger RNA. Its product is annotated as gibberellin 3-beta-dioxygenase 1. The record is from RefSeq and is a predicted model, not a curated record. NCBI's taxonomy places the organism in Eukaryota, Viridiplantae, Streptophyta, Magnoliopsida, Vitales, Vitaceae. Gene Ontology annotation, molecular function: gibberellin 3-beta-dioxygenase activity. The coding region runs from base 6 to 1085 and encodes 359 amino acids. The transcript has 2 exons. Gene Ontology annotation, biological process: response to light stimulus; gibberellin biosynthetic process.